UUUAUGCAUCAGACAGCAGUCACAGGGACAGGUUACUUCAGAGCACAACUGAAGUGCCUUCCAGGCCAGAGUUUCUGGUGACCGUAUUCUGAAGCCAGAAAGAAUUUGCUACGUACUCUGACCUGUCACAAGGGAAUCAUGGUGAAACUUGGCAGUGGCUUCAGUAAGACAGCAAUUGGAUGGAAAUCAUUUGGAACCACUGAAACUGCACUUGACGAGAUAUGUCAGGAGACACUCCUGCUCAUAGAUGUAGGUGAAAAAUCUGUCAUAUUGGCAAGCAAAGGCAGCAGUAAAGUUGGGACUAAAAAUACCCUCGAUGUCCAGGUGUUUUCUGCUGGACCUGGUAUAGUGGCUGCCUCUUAUUUCCACUACUGUGGCAGUAAACUGUGCAAUGAUGCUAGCAGCACCAGUGUCCUACUUGACUCCCUGUCACUUUCAGACUCUUCUGAGCUGGGAACCAUGCUGUGUCCUGUCUGCUUGCACUUUCGGGGAUCCUGCUCCGAGCAUUCCAAAUUUAUCCUCUGCCCUAAGGACACUCAUUGCUAUUUCAGUGACAUGACUAUAGAAGGAGGUGGGAUCAAUACCAUCUUUAGUCUUGAUGGAUGCCUGCCCGACUCUGCCAAAACCCUAUUGAAAAAUCAGACUUCAAUUGGGGUCUUCUCUGCAGUGGAAGCCUCUGAUAUCAGCAAUUCACCCUCACAUGUGCUUAUCCGGAGCACCCUCCUGGCCUGGAUGUUAGGGCUCAGGGCUUUUCUCAGCCUUUUGUCUACAGAGAUCUGUCCUCUCUGCUGAACCCAUUUCCCGGCCAUUCUAAUCCCUCUUGGCCAACCAUACCCAGCCCUCCUCUCACUUCAUAACCCAAAGACCUGAGACUGGGCACUGUCAGCCUGUGCUUUCGGGUGCCCUCAUCCCUCACCCACACACCUCUGCCUCCUCAUGUUUAAAUAUGGGAGCCACUGAACUCACCUGGCUCCAGAGCAGACAACCACACAUUGACCACACAUGUGGAAAAAUAAAGUUGCUGUUGUUUCUCCAAA
Molecule: messenger RNA, 1037 nt
Organism: Mastomys coucha (southern multimammate mouse)
Lineage: Eukaryota; Metazoa; Chordata; Mammalia; Rodentia; Muridae
Product: CD177 antigen-like
Exons: 5
Coding region: 139-792 (217 amino acids)
Biological process (GO): positive regulation of neutrophil degranulation; cell-cell junction maintenance; regulation of integrin-mediated signaling pathway
Cellular component (GO): plasma membrane raft; plasma membrane
Source: RefSeq, a predicted model, not a curated record